Messenger RNA from Verticillium nonalfalfae, 1203 nucleotides. RefSeq lists its product as uncharacterized. Lineage: Eukaryota; Fungi; Ascomycota; Sordariomycetes; Glomerellales; Plectosphaerellaceae. The coding region runs from base 1 to 1203 and encodes 400 amino acids. The transcript is spliced from 2 exons. Gene Ontology annotation, molecular function: glycosyltransferase activity; hydrolase activity, hydrolyzing O-glycosyl compounds. Gene Ontology annotation, cellular component: fungal-type cell wall. The record is from RefSeq and is a predicted model, not a curated record. Gene Ontology annotation, biological process: fungal-type cell wall organization; carbohydrate metabolic process.
AUGGUUUCCAAGCUCUUCGCCGUGGCCCUGGCCGCCUCUUCCCUCGUCUCCGCUCAGACCUUCACCGACUGCGACCCCACCAAGAAGUCCUGUGACCCCGACCCUGCCUUUGGCAAGACGGUCGACAUCGACUUCACCAAGUCCAACGGCGAGGACUACCUCUACACCCUCCCCGGCACCAAGGUCACCUACGACAAGGAGAAGGGCGCCGUCUUCUCCAUCCAGAAGGAGACCGAGGCUCCCACCAAGGCCUCGCACAAGUUCAUCUUCUUCGGCGAGCUCGAGUGCAACGUCCAGGCCGCCAACAUGCAGGGCAUUGUCACCUCGAUCGUCCUGCAGUCCAAGGACCUUGACGAGAUUGACUGGGAGUGGACCGGUGGCGACAACGCCAACGUCCAGACCAACUACUUCUCCAAGGGUGACACGACCACCUACGACCGUGGUGGCAAGCACGCCGUUGCCAACCCCCUCAACCAGUUCCACAAGUACGGCAUCGUCUGGAACCAGAACAAGAUUGACUGGAUCAUCGACGGCACUGUCGUCCGCACCCUGAACGCCGCCGACGUGGGCGACAAGUACCCCCAGACCCCCAUGCAGAUCAAGAUCGGAACCUGGCCUGCCGGCAACAAGAACACCCCCAAGGGCACCGUCGAGUGGGCCGGUGGCUACUCGGACUACGAGAAGGCUCCCUUCAUCGGCUACUACCAGAACUGCAAGAUUGUCGACUACGCCGGUGGCAACGACGCCUCCAGCGGCACCCCCAACGCCAAGGAGUACGUCUACGGCGACAAGUCUGGCAAGUGGCAGUCCAUCAAGAUCGUGACCGGUGACGGCAGUGACGACGAUGAGAAGGACGAGACCACCACCUCUGCUCCUGCCACCAAGACCACCGCCGCCCCCAAGACCAAGACGGAGGAGGCCAGCGAGACGGAGACGGAGACGGAGACCGACGACGACGACAAGACCACCAGCACCGCCGCCGCCUCCACCACCCUGAGCUCCGUUGUCGUUUCUUCCACUGGCGCCGCCGAGUCCACCGGCGCUUCUGCCACCACUUCUGGCGCCGACUCGGACUCUGCUGCCGCCUCCACCAGCGCCGGCGCCGCCUCGACGGUUCCCACCGCUGAGCCCGCCGGCGGCAUGAUGAACCGCGCCAACAUGGCCAUGGGCGCCAUUGGCCUCUUCUUCGCCUUCAUGCUGUAA